AUGUCCGUGAUAAGCUAUCGUUCAUCUCGACUUUACACCGGGGCGCCGUAUUCUGCAAUCGAUCCUCAGAAGCCAACAAGCUCAGCUACCGGGAGAGCGACUGUGAUUACUGGUGGUGCCACCGGUAUUGGUCUCGCCAUGGCUCGGAAUUUCGCCAUCGCUGGAGCAUCGACUAUUGUGCUUCUUGCUCGUCGUGAGGAGACACUUCAAAGAGCGUUUUCAGAGCUCUCUGCUACAUUUCCGAACAUCCAGUUCCUCGUGUAUGCAGUUAGCAUCACAGACGAAACCGGAAUUCAGAAAGUAUUCUCCUCUGUCCGACAGGACGCGCGAAACAAAGACAUCGAUGUGCUCGUAACAUCCGCCGCCCUUGCAAAGGCCGACAAACCACUUUCCAAAACUCCGUCCUUGGAAGUAAAGGCAAUUUUUGAAACAAACGUGUUCGGCAACUUGAACGUCGGAAGGCAAGGCCCAUACGGCGCUAGCAAAGAUGCCUUCUCAUUUUUGAUGCAUCACGUGCAAAUUAAGCACCCAGAACUACACGUCUAUACCUUACAUCCUGGCGCCGUCUGCACACAGGCAGGUGCAGCAGCGGGAAUGACUGAAGAUAUGUUUGAUUGGAAUGAGGAAGACCUGCCAGGUCAGUUUGUUGUCUGGUUGGCUGGCCAAGAGGCAGAUUUCUUGAAGGGAAAGUUCUUGGCAAGCCACUGGGAUGUAACCGAGUUGAUGGCUAAAAAGGAGGCGCUUGCGUUGGAUGCGGAUCUAAGCACCAUUGGGUUGAGACGCUGA
Molecule: messenger RNA, 786 nt
Organism: Penicillium argentinense
Lineage: Eukaryota; Fungi; Ascomycota; Eurotiomycetes; Eurotiales; Aspergillaceae
Product: SDR family NAD(P)-dependent oxidoreductase
Exons: 2
Coding region: 1-786 (261 amino acids)
Cellular component (GO): cytosol
Molecular function (GO): oxidoreductase activity
Source: RefSeq, a predicted model, not a curated record